This is a messenger RNA of Manis pentadactyla (Chinese pangolin), 917 nucleotides long. RefSeq names its product homeobox protein MSX-3-like. Gene Ontology annotation, molecular function: DNA-binding transcription factor activity, RNA polymerase II-specific; RNA polymerase II transcription regulatory region sequence-specific DNA binding. Gene Ontology annotation, biological process: embryonic morphogenesis; regulation of transcription by RNA polymerase II. The record is from RefSeq and is a predicted model, not a curated record. The transcript has 2 exons. NCBI's taxonomy places the organism in Eukaryota, Metazoa, Chordata, Mammalia, Pholidota, Manidae. Gene Ontology annotation, cellular component: nucleus. Bases 172 to 798 code for a protein of 208 amino acids.
GUCCCGCCUCCCGGGGUCAGCGAAGCCAAUGGACGCCUAGGCACACGAGGCAGUGGCCGUAGCGAUUGGACAGCGGCGUAUGAAAGGGGCGCCGCCUUUUUAUCAGGCGCGGAGGGCGGAGGCGCCGCCAAGCCCAGGCAGCUGAGUUGAGCGCCACCCCACCUCCGACACAUGGCCCCGGCGUCGCUCGGCAUGAACCCCCCUGGGCUCAGGACGUGCGGCCGGGGCCGCCCGGGGCCCGGCCCUCUGCCCUUCAGCGUGGAGUCGCUGCUGGAGGCGGAGCGCAUGCUGGGCCCGGAGCCCGUGGAACCCCGGGAGGAGAGGCCGCCGGGCGCCACGGAGCCCCGGGCCUGGUUCCCUUCGGCAGCCCGGCCGUCCUCCCCAAGCGCUCCGCGCUCCCCGUCCUGCACCCUCCGAAAGCACAAGAACGACCGCAAGCCGCGGACGCCCUUCUCCACGGCGCAGCUGCGGGCGCUGGAGGGCAAGUUCCGCCAGAAGCGGUACCUCUCCGUCGCUGAGCGCGCCGAGUUCUCCAGCAGCCUGAGCCUCACCGAGACGCAGGUCAAGAUCUGGUUUCAGAACCGCCGCGCCAAGGCCAAGCGGCUGCAGGAGGCCGAGCUGGCGAAGCUGAAGCUGGCGGCCAAGCCGCUUUUGCCUCCAUUCUCCCUGCCCUUCCCCCUGGGCGCCCCCCUGCACGGCUCCGCGGCUGGGCCCGGCGGCGCGGCGGGCCCCCUGCCGCAGGUGCCGGGCUGCCUGGCCGCGCCCGUCGCCGCCUACGGGGUGUACUACCUGUCCUAGGCGGGGCGGGGCUGCGGGGAGGGCCCCGCGCGGACUGCCGCACCCCCUCCCUGCGCUCCUGUUCUUCAUUGCUUUUUCAGUUUUUGUUUUUGUUGUGUUAAUACAGUGUUUUAAGAAGG